AUGGGUCCUCAAAGGAGGCUGGGAAUAUAUGUUGGGUAUGAAUCUCCAUCUAUCAUUAAAUAUCUUGAACCCACAACUGGAGAUAUAUUUACGGCACGUUUUGCUGAUUGUCAUUUUGAUGAGACAAGUUUCCCAGCUUUAGGGGGAGGGGAAAAGAAACAGCUGGAAAAACAAAUUACAUGGAAUGCACAAUCAUUAUAUCAAUUUGAUCCUUGUAAAAAUCAAUGUAAACUUGAAGUUCAAAGAAUAAUUCAUUUACAAAAUAUUGCAAAUCAAUUACCAGAUGCAUUCACUAACCCAAAGAAAAUUACAAAAUCACAUAUUUCAGCUGAAAAUGCUCCAGUUCGAAUUGAAGUUCCAAAAGGACAAUUUUCUAAUGAGACUAAAGCACGCUUGGAAUGUGGUAGACCAGUCGGUUCCAAAGAUAAAAAUCCUCGAAAAAGAAAAGGAGUGAAUAAUCAAGGUGGUCCUAAUGAAGAGGCUGAUAAUUUUGAGGAAGGUGUUGACAUAAAGAAAUCUCUUGAAGAGAUUCAGGUGCCUGAAAAUAUUAGAAAUAAUGAGAUCUCAAUAAAUUAUGUUAACUCAAGGAAAGAAUGGGACUGA
Humulus lupulus (European hop) is the source of this 603-nucleotide messenger RNA. RefSeq lists its product as uncharacterized. Bases 1 to 603 code for a protein of 200 amino acids. The transcript has a single exon. Lineage: Eukaryota; Viridiplantae; Streptophyta; Magnoliopsida; Rosales; Cannabaceae. The record is from RefSeq and is a predicted model, not a curated record.